AUGAAUUACGUGCGGUCCAUCACGGGCAGCGUCUCCAAGGGCUGGAAUUCCAUCAACCCCGCAACCCUCAGCGGCGCCAUUGACACCAUCGUCGUAGAGCACGAAGACGGCAGCCUAGCAUGUUCGCCCUUCCAUGUCCGCUUCGGCAAGUACCAGAUACUGCGGCCCUCGGACAAGAAGGUCGAGUUCAGAGUCAAUGGCGAGCUGCAGGACUACUCGAUGAAGCUGGGCGAGGGCGGCGAGGCCUUUUUCGUAUUCGAGACGACGCGCUCCAUCCCCGCUGAAAUGCAGACGUCGCCCAUAGCAUCGCCCGCCGCCAGUCCCGAGCAGAAACCUGUAGAGCUGCCCUCGGAGCGCGCCUUCGACGAGCCCGAACCCCUCGAUCUAGACAAUAGCGGCAUGGCAAGGAGAAGAGGGCGCAUGUCCAUGUCGGUCCCCACCUCAGAUAGCAUACACGCCGAGGCUGAGUUCGGGCGGCCAAAGUCGGGAGACUGGUCUGGUUUUCAUAUGCAAAGGGCAAGCACGGAUGAGACGGUUCCCUCUGUGAAAGACGGCUUCGCCAAGACGUUCGAGUCAUCGCAACCACAGGAGAAAGGGCCAGAGAGGGGGCCGCUGCAGAUAAGCAAGGAGGAUGCGACGGCUUGGAAUAGGUCAACUCGCUCAGCGAGUCCGCCACCUGUGUCAGCCAGUGAAGCCCUUGCCCGCGCCAUCAAGCUGUCCAAGAAACUCUUUACCUCCAACAUCCCGAAUAAAGUCACCGAGACUGGCGACCUCGAACUAGACAUGACAGGGUACAAGAGUAGCGAGGAAGAUGCCUUGCGCGCUGAAGUCAUCGCCCGGCGCAUUCUGUCAGACGAGCUCGCAGGAGACUAUGAUAUUGGUGCACUCAUCGGCGCCGACGAAAAUGGCAAUCUCUGGAUCUACAGCAGUGAGGAAGCCAAAGCCGCAGCCAUGGCAAAAACAUCCAUGAACGUCUUGAAUGAAGCAGCUCUGCAGUCGAGCGACGCGUUAUCAGACCCCGGCUACCAAAGUGACAGCGGCCGCAGCGACUCCACAGCCCAAUUUCCUCUACGCAGAGACUCAGAUAGUGCUCUAGGCUCCUCCGCGCCACACUCUCCCUCUGCCCAAAACACCAAAUCCGAAACCAAGACUUACGCAAAGACGCUCCGCCUCACCAGCGAGCAACUCCGCGCUCUCAACCUGAAGCCAGGCGCCAAUACCAUGUCCUUCACCGUCAACCGCUCAAAGUGCGAAGCUUACAUGUUCUACUGGAAACAUGACGUCCCCAUCGUCAUCUCGGAUAUCGACGGCACAAUUACAAAAUCCGACGCCCUGGGCCACGUCCUCAACAUGAUCGGCCGCGACUGGACACAUCAGGGUGUCGCAAAACUCUACACUGAUAUUGUAAACAAUGGCUACAACAUCUUCUACCUAACCAGUCGGUCAGUUGGUCAAGCAGACACCACACGCGCGUAUUUGAACGGCGUCGUGCAAGAUAAUUACAGACUGCCCAAGGGGCCCGUCAUAAUGAGCCCGGAUAGGACUAUCGCGGCGCUGCGGCGAGAGAUUUAUCUGCGCAAGCCCGAAGUGUUCAAAAUGGCUUGUUUGAGGGAUAUCAUGCAGCUUUUUGACAAGCCGCCGCAUCAGACGCCUUUCUACGCCGGAUUUGGGAAUAGGUUUACCGACGCGCUGUCGUAUCGAUCUGUUAAUAUCCCGUCUACGCGCAUUUUCACAAUCAACUCCAACGCCGAGGUCAGUCUGGAUGUCCUGAGUCUGAGCUAUAAAACGGGGUAUGCGAGCAUGCGCGAGAUUGUCGACCACUUCUUCCCUCCCGUCGGUUUACUCGUGCCUGCGGGUGGAGAAGCAUAUACGGAUUUUAAUUAUUGGAGGGAGAAACCGCUUGAUAUUGCAGACUUUACCGACAGCGAAGAUGACGAUGAUGACGACGAUGACGAUGAGCAAACCGAGGCGGCUAGUAUCAGGAGUGAAGAUGAGAUGGGUUCGGAAAUAGGAGAGGAUCUAGAGGCGAGUUAUAUGUCGAGGGAGAGUUUGGAUCAGGACGAGACGGGUUUGGAGGAUUCGAUUAUCGAGAGUGUGGAAGGGGGGGAUUAUGUCGAGGGCGAGGAGUACUUGGAAAUGGCGGGUGAGGAUGAAGAGGAGGAGGAGGAGGAGAAGGAGGAUGAAGAUGUGACGGAGAUUGAGGGUGUUGUGCCGACGAUAGAGGGUGUAGAUACUGGUGUGGAUACGACAGUGGAGCAGAUGAGGAUGUUGGAUGUCAGGGAAAGGAGUCCUACUCCGCGGGCUAGUCCAAGACGGUAA
Messenger RNA from Alternaria atra, 2319 nucleotides. RefSeq lists its product as uncharacterized. NCBI's taxonomy places the organism in Eukaryota, Fungi, Ascomycota, Dothideomycetes, Pleosporales, Pleosporaceae. The record is from RefSeq and is a predicted model, not a curated record. The transcript has a single exon. Gene Ontology annotation, molecular function: phosphatidate phosphatase activity. Gene Ontology annotation, biological process: fatty acid catabolic process; triglyceride biosynthetic process. The coding region runs from base 1 to 2319 and encodes 772 amino acids. Gene Ontology annotation, cellular component: nucleus.